GCCUAGGGUCCGAAAAAAGUUCCCGGGGUGUGGACCGGCCGUCGCAGCGCUCGCACACCACACAAGAGAAAAAAGCCCUGGCCUUUUGUCAAAUUCGCACAUCGCCAGCAAGGACGGUAGUUUUCCAGACAACGACCACCUCAACCAGCCAAAAUGUCUAAGCGCACCAAGAAGGUCGGAAUCUCCGGCAAGUACGGUACUAGAUACGGUGCUUCGCUCCGUAAGCUGGUCAAGAAGCAGGAAGUGUCCCAGCACGCCCGCUACACUUGCACCUUCUGCGGCAAGAACACUGUCCGUCGCUCCUCCGUCGGCAUCUGGUCUUGCAAGGCCUGCAAGAAGACCCUGGCUGGUGGUGCCUACACCGUCUCCACCCCCGCCGCCGCUGCCAUGCGCUCCACCCUCCGCCGUCUCCGUGAGAUCACUGAGGUUUAAGGUGGUCGUUUAGCUGGCAUUUUUGGUCUUUCGGGUUAGGUGUCAUGGAAAAGGACAAUUGGGGAUCUGCGGAUUUACUUUGGGAUGAAACAGAUUUCCUUCAAUAACGACUUUGCUGCUGCCCAUUACGACAUCACUAUUGCGUGGUCUGGAGACGGGGCGAUCUAGACAGGGAGUUUUACCGGCGUCUCUUUCCUCACAUUGAAGCAUGGCUUGGGAAGAUGUCUUAAAAGAUCGCCAGGUUUGAUUUACGGUAGACAAUGACCAUGAUACCCUUUCCUGUUGGCCAAAUCCGACGACCCUCCAGCAUUUUGGUGAUCGGAUGUUCGCAAACACAUAUUUAGAACUCUUUCUUGUCACGCUCCUGGUUCGCGGGUUCCUGCAUUUGUAGAACGGCAAGCAAUGGAUUUGGAAGCGCUCUGAACUUGCCUGACGGCCGCCUCUGAAGAAUGGAGCUGAAGGGCACGCGGAUGUGAUGACGGCAUUAGAUGGGGUACAUAAAGUUUGAGCUUGGAAAGAGGACCGGUCAGAUGCGAUUUGUGCGACGACCUAGGCAAGAUGAGCACACGCUUCGCGGUUCCCGAUUUAUACACCACGACAGUGCAUACCCGAGUGAUAAUUGCGUGAUAGUCCCAUGUUCUCAGCUCCUAGCUUCCACAUUGCCACAUCUCGUGAGCCUGUCACAACACAUGGGCCGAAACGCAUCCCGGUAUCAACUUUGAUCGUGAAGAGGAUUGCAGAUAAGGAAUCUCUAGCAUCGGCAGCCAACGGGGUCGGUGUGAUCCACCGACUCUACCCCUGUCAGACCAACGACUCAACGAGGUCUCGAGGACUGUCCUCCCGGU
Neurospora crassa OR74A is the source of this 1277-nucleotide messenger RNA. Its product is annotated as 60S ribosomal protein L43. The record is from RefSeq and is a predicted model, not a curated record. Gene Ontology annotation, molecular function: structural constituent of ribosome. The coding region runs from base 154 to 432 and encodes 92 amino acids. The transcript has 5 exons. Gene Ontology annotation, cellular component: ribosome. Gene Ontology annotation, biological process: translation. Lineage: Eukaryota; Fungi; Ascomycota; Sordariomycetes; Sordariales; Sordariaceae.